This is a messenger RNA of Bacillus rossius redtenbacheri, 7155 nucleotides long. RefSeq lists its product as uncharacterized. Gene Ontology annotation, cellular component: plasma membrane. The record is from RefSeq and is a predicted model, not a curated record. The transcript has 9 exons. Lineage: Eukaryota; Metazoa; Arthropoda; Insecta; Phasmatodea; Bacillidae. The coding region runs from base 170 to 1693 and encodes 507 amino acids.
GGCCUUCUGUGUACGUAAAUAUGUAAGGGUGUCUUCAAAGGAAAUGAUCGUCUAAUGUUAUUAUUUUGAUGUAAUAUAUUGUCAGACAAUAAUAGGGUCACAGUGCCAAAUAUCCUGUUGUGGGGCUAGUUUUUAGUUCUUUUAAUCAGCUUCAUAAUCAUUUGAUCAAAUGAAGGCGUACUGCUCCAGAACUGCGCUUUUGAUAUGGUUUCUCAUGUUCAUUGUUUCAGUCGACUCGUACUAUUACGUGACCAUCUCGCAAAAUGGGCCAGUGGUCCGAGGGGCCAACAUCACGUUCAGGGCCGACCUGUUCAACUCUUUUGGGCAGCCGGCCAAGGGCACCUUCUGGUACGUCUGGAAGGACAACGCGAUCCCCCAGCACACAGGAGAGGUGGAGGUCCAUUCUCCGUGGACCGAGUGGGUGGUCUCGUUCCCCGCCUCGGUCUACGCUCCCGGGACCUACGAGGUGGACGUCACCGUCAGCUCGAGCUUCCUGUACUGGCCGCUGUGUAGCCAGAGGGCGCUCUUCAACAUAACAGCGCUGCUGAACGGAGACCUGGCGCUGUCCCAGCGGAACCGCACGGUGUUCGGCAAGUUCGUGUCCAACUCGUCAGAGGCCGUGCACAGGGUCCAGCUCGGCCAGCCCGACCGCGAACUCCUGGAGCGCAACGCCACCAGCGUGGUCGCCUACUGGUUCGUCGACUGCGUGUACUACGGGUCGACCGGCGACCUGUCGCUGCGCUUCAACUACUCGGGGCCCGAGGCGACGCGCGUCGUCGAGGCGCUGGUGGUCGCCUCGUACGAGCCCCCCGCCACAACCACCACCACGCCCGCCACAACCACAACCACUCCGACCACUACCACUCCAACCACCACCACGGUGGCACCCGCCAAUACCACGACUCCUCCGCCGACGACCACAACCGUCGCCACCACAACCACACCUACAACCACAUCCACAACCACAACCACUCCCGCCGCCACAACCACCACGGCGAGCGCACCCCCGGGGAUACCGCGAGGCGGAGGAUCGCACAACGUCUCCGCGGCCGACUUCCCGUUCGUGUGCGGCAACGGUUCCGUCAUGCCCGACCCGAAGAAGUCGUACGGGCUCUUCCGCCGCCACGUCGUCGUCAGAGCCCCGGUGAGCGGCAUCGAGGUGUCUGGCUCCAACUGGCUGCAGCACGGCGACAUGGUGAACCUGACCGUGUCGUUCAACGGCUCCGUGAACUUCACGCACUGCAUCCAGCCCAAGCAGGGGAGCUACAACGUGACGGGCAACGAGACGUGCAAGAACGAAGGGGCCUUGCUGCGCGAGAGGAAGUUCCGGGUCAUCCACUACUUCAGGUACCCAGGCACGUACGUCCUGCUGAUGAUCAUCAGCAACGACGUCAGCCGGGUCGUCUAUCCCGUCACCAUCAACAUAUACGAGGUGACGAAGCAGGCGCAGCUGUCCGUCAUCGUGGUGCCUGUCACCUGCAGCCUGCUGGCCGUCAUCCUGAUGGUGUUUGGAGUGGCCUACUACGUCCAGAGCAGGAACAGGUACACGGUGGAGGUGGCGGACUUUGACUUCGGCAAGGCCAGCGACAUGGAGUACAAGACCUUCCGGGAGCGCCUGAGGGAGUCGCUCGCCAACUCGAUCAACCGGCCAGCCGACGCGCCCCAGCAGGAAUACACGCGCUUCUCUAAGUGAGGGCGGCCUCGUCUCUCCGGCCCCCCGGUCUCUCCCGCUCGCGUGAGAGAAGCCGGGUCCGCUUCGGGUGAGUUCGCAUGCUCGUGGCGGGGGGUUGCUCUGCGUGUUUUCCUUUGUGUCGCAAAGUCUGUUGUUCUUUUUUUUCAAAUUCCUCUAAUCGAACAAUUUUCAGCUCAAGGUUUUUUUUUAUGUACGUAUACAUUGUGUGAAUGGCAUGAGGAAAAUGUUUCAAAAAAACCCUGAUUCAUUUUGUCACACAUUUACAACUGGCGACGAGUUGUGUCAGUCGUCAAGAUCCCUUUUCCAGUAUUUUUUUUAUUAUUUUUUUAUUUAAACGUUGGUGAGCGAGCAUGUCGUUUUUUUUUGUUGUCUUACUCCAGGAACAUUGUUUUGUCGAUUACGGUAGAGUCUUGAUUGUUCGAGCUCGUGUGGAAAACCGAACGUUUUUCCGCGACUUGUCACUGCAUGGUUUUGUGCCCGUCUAGAUUCCAUAAAUCAUUGCCGAGCUGAUCCGUGUUAGGUUGUGUUUGCCAAGUGAGCCACUUGUGGCUGUUACAAAACUUUUUCUGUGUGCAACGUACAUAUAUAAAUACCAAAUUAAUAUAAGUAGUUUUUAUCGUGAUGUUCAUUCCCAAGGGUGUUAGUUCACUAUGGGUUGAAAUCUCGUAUGCAUUCACUGACACUUUUUUUUUUAUUUCUAAUAAAAAUGUUGAUGGCUAGAUUUAAUACAGAAGAAUGUAUUUAAAAGUUUACUAUAAUUUAGGGUCAUCUUAAAAUAGAUUAAAAAAUUUGUAAUGAGUAGACACAAAGUAAUAAAUUUAAUAUUAAGGAAAUUAUUUCAUUUUGCAUAAGCAGUCAAUAAAGUAAAUUCAACAUGCUUCUCACACAUUGUAAAAACAAUUAUUUUAAAAAAUACAUUAAAACCUGUUUAAGAAAAUUUUCUGCAUAAGUUUAAAAGACUUUGCCCAUUAAUGCAUGCAAUUUUACAUUUUUAAUACGUUAAAAUGCCUUGAUUUGGAAUUAGUCUCGGCUAAGCAUGGCUCAGUUUAUCAAGACUGUGCUGUACGUAUUUCUCCGAUAACUUGUCACAAAAAUGCCACUCUGUUGCAUCAAAUAACUGUGAACACUGUGAAGUAAAUGUGACUAACAGAUUUGUUGUAAAGAGUUAGUUGUUACAAUUGUUUGUAAAUAUGUGUAGUGAAUUGCCGCUGUUAAUGAAUUAUGUAUAUGGUCUCUUUUCUUAAACUAGACUGGACAAUGUGAUAUGUAUAUUAUGUGACUGGUAGAUUGUAGAGGUGCGUAGAUUGAUGAUGUUUUUGGUGACUGUUGUUACAAUUUGUUGUAGAUUGAAUCACAUGGCUGUUUAGUAAUAAAAUAAAUAAUGAUGUAUGCAAGGAAGACUAAUGUUGCAGUUACAGAGUAGGAAUCCCAAAGAACAAUCAUUUAGUGUGUGUGUGUGUGUGGGGGGGGGGGGGGGGGAUGUGUAUUUAAACUAUGUUAAGUCGUUGAAUCCAGAAAGUGUAAGCUUGUUUAAACACAUCAUCCGGAGUUGCCGUAGCAGGACUCAAUUUUACAGUCUCUUCGCGUACACAUUCCUGUUAAUUUCAGUAUUUCUUUUCAUUUCCUAAAUCAUUCUGUGUGUUGACAACAGUAGCCACCUGUGGUAGAAAAUAUGUUUAGGGGUGAUAAGUAGGCUUCGGAGAAUCCAGAUUAUAUUUUUUUUAAAUUCUGAUCAGAUAUCAAAUUAUUCAUGAAUACAACUCAAAUUUAAAAUACAUACAGUAAAUACCCUUUUUUUUUUUUUUCCCCACAGUAAGAUAUAAAAGUAUAAAAGAGAGUACACCUAUCCCACACUUAGCAUGACUAAUGCGUCCCUAAAAAUGUUUGUGUUAUUCGAAAUCGUGCAUUCUGAAGCAUUAGUCUCCAUAAAUAUGAGGCUAAAUUAUUUAAUGUGUUCCAAGAUGUGUAGGGAAGUAAUCUUUACGUAACAUAAAUGUGUAGAAUAACACCUGGCAAAGAAUACGUCACAUCGUUUAUCUUUUUUAAGCCUACUACCCAAUACAUUAGAUGAUUAGAUGAAGAAAAUAUGACACAGCAUAACGGGAGAUAAGUGGUUACGUGCGUAUUUACCGUCAGUCACCUGAUUGGCUUGCCCGCCCAGGCGUGACCUUCAACACACGUACGUGCGUCUGUCUGCUGUCGUAAGCAGCUGGAUCAUUUGUUGUUCCGUACGAAACUCGACAAAAUUAAAACACGUUUAUGAAACUACGAACCGGUUUUAUCUAACUUUAGAACACACGGACAUAUGUAAACAUUUAACCUGUUACCCCUUAUAAAAGCUGCUAAACAAAUCAGUAACAGAUAAGCAAAUUUUGAUUUUUACAAUAUUUAUACUAACAUAAAAGAACUAAAAUAUUUUCUGGUCUGAAAUUAACACUAUCUUGCUUUUUCUUGAAAAAUGUGUCCAAUUUCAUCUCCUUUGGUUUCUGUUGAAAAAAGUUUUGUAAACUUCACAUUCUUGUUUGAUUCCUGUAAUCACAGUGGGGGGUUUUUUUUUUUUUUUUUCCGUUCAUCAUCUGGAUCAUUUUGUUCCAUGACAGAGAAUGCUUCGUUUAAUUAAACACAAAAAAAUUUGCGACAUCUUUCCUAUGCGGUUCUGUCUUUAGUUCGGCCUUCUUUAUCGUGAUUCCAACUGCAGUUGCUUGCGCACGUGCAGGCGUCCGCUAGGCUGAAGUUCAUCAUGGCUCGGUCCGUGGUCCGGGCGAUAACGGCACGGCACGGCGCCAUACGCACAGACGUAAAAACAUUUGGUCCUUUACACUCCAUAGCCGCAACUUAACUUGCCAUAGCAGAUGUUUGUACAACGGCCGUUAGCGUAGUCAGACUUGCGUGUGCAUCUCUUCCCUCCUUGUAUCCCAUGGCACAUCUGUUGUUUACUGACUUUGUGGCGUCGUGCUCAACUUUUUUUUUUUUUUGCCCACAGAAAUUGCGCUCUAACUGAAAUUUACAAACGUACUAUUCAAGACUGGGGCAGUAAAAAUAGCAUUGUGCUAAAUGAAUUUGUGCAGUCUGAAGACGUGCUAAGUUAGGGAUAGGUGUAGUGCAAAAUUCAAGGGGGGGGGGGGGGGGGGGGGAAGGGAAAUGCAUUUUCUUAAGUUAAACCAGGAAAAGUUCAACACAUUUGGUGCUGUCCAUUUUAAUACAUAUCCUUCAACAACAUCAAUUUUUUUUUUCUAAACUUAACAGAAAAAAAGUUUGCUAUUUGAGUAAUACAUUUUAACACAUUUAAUUUUAAUUCAUAUUAUUUUUAUAUAUCUGACAUGUUUCUACUAUUUAAAACCUUACCUUCAAAAUUUAUGUUUUUGAUGAAAGUAACCUUUUUCAAAUGCAUUAUAAAAUUUGAUCUACAGCAAAAAUUAUUUCAAAAGAUUUCAUAUUAAAUAAUAAGCAUUAUGGAAUUUUUUUUUCAUAGUUUGAAAUUCCAAAAAAUCUAAUAUAAAGAAGUUUAAUUUUUGGAAGAAUUAUAGUUGCAUAAUUUAGAAUUUUAUAUAGAUGCACUAGGUUUCAAAACUCGUAAUUUCACAUUGCAUAAGUAAAUAUAUAGAAACCAAACUAAAUUACGUUAGUUUUUCUUUGGAUGGAAAACCUGAAAACGUGGUGUUACACAAAAAGCAAAAUUGCAGACAUUAUCCGAUUCUUCCUGUUCUCUGCUCCUCGUUUAUUUCGAACAUUAUGACCAGUAGCCAAAGCAACUUCAUUUAUUUCUACAACUACACAAACAUGCCACCUUAGUUUAAGGUAACGAUGGUAGGAUGGAUAGAUAUGUUUUAAACAGCUUAUACUUCCAAAAACAAUGAAAGGAUUUUUUUUUAACUUGUGUUGUUCGUAGUUGUCAUGUUAUUAACUGAAGUGGUACUGUUCUAUAAAUGCUAGGAUGUUGUACGCACAGUUACAAAAAAUGUACAUCUGUAAAGAAAAUUAUCGCGUGCUGACAAUUGUAAUUAUUAUUAUAAAUGUUUUAACAUACAUUUUUUUAAUAUAAAGAUUACUCAUUUGAAUUGUGUGUAUCCACAUACUUAAAAAGGUUUGUUUCUGUUUAAAUCUUAUGAGUUCUACAUUGUUACUGUGCAUGAAUUUCGCAGAAUAUUACAUUCCAUAAUGUUAGAAAAUAUUUUUAUAAUGUUUAUAUAAUUUUAAAAACUUAUCGCAGAAAUAAAAAAAUUACAGAGAUGAAAAAUAACUGUUAUAUAUAUUUUGUAUGAUAUAUUUUAAUUAAAUAAAAUUACUGUGUAAUUAUUUAUGUGAUCAAUCAAAGCUGCGUUAAAAGGUUUUUAUACGUAAUGUAAUGCAAUAAAAAAAGAUUUUUAUUUUAUUUUUAGAUACAUGGGGUUUUUUAUAUAUAAUUUUGUUUUCUAAUUUUUAGUUGUUACGUAGUGCAGACAGUUUAGCAAAUGUUUGCAGAAGUAUUUGUCUUUUUUUUCUUUCAUUAUUGUAUCAAUAUGUACCAGGAUCAUGCUUCUCAAUUUAAAUGAGUUAUAUUUUAUUCAACCCGGCAUCAGUAUAAUAUUAUUGAAUACUGGGGGUCGCCAAUUUUGUAAUGAAUAUUUUGCUUCAAAGGGUUCAGUGUUGUUGAUUAAGUAAUGUGCAUAAUUGCCUUGAGUCAUUUAUAGUUGUUUAGGUAUAAAAUAAUUGUGGCUAUUUUGCUGAGUAAUUGUUGAAAGUUGAUUAGCAGGGGGAUGUGUUGAAAGAAUGCAAAGAGAUGCAAAAUUUUGCAAGUUUGUUUGCCCACUAAAGCCAAACUUUUCUGAUUUUUUUUAUUUAUUUGAUCUACUUACUUUAUUUUGGACUAUUUUUAGUUGGCUGCCUGUAAAAAUUAUCUUGUUCUGUGCAUUACUCCCCAACCAAACUAGAGACUAAUUGGUAGUUGACAGCUCUGUAUUUUUUUCGGCCAAACUAUAACAAAAAAAAAAUAUGUCCAGUAUUAGUUUUGCAUUUAUUUACUUGAUGUUAUGGCUAUUUAAGACUUAACCUUGUUUUUGCAUGCGUAUAGAAAAGUUCGGUAAUAAAACAAAACAUAACUCGGCAUGGCAGAUUUGGUCAGAAUGGAACAUUUUAUCUUUAAAUGAUACAAUAAAUAUUUCAGCACUUCCUUUUUUUAUAUAUAUAUUUCUGGAACUGUAGUGUGUUUUCUCGUUCCCUUAUUUGGGUCGUAGAGGUUAUUCAGGCAGUCGGUAAAAAAACAUUUCUCCCCCACGUCGUAACGGAAGUGUCAUCUGCAAACGAACUGGCAAAAUAUCAGGUGUGCUUCCAUCAGCUAGUGAUUUUCAUGGACUGUGUGCGUGUGCAAUUGUAUCACCAGUGUUUCAUAAGUACAGUGUAUUGUGAUUUUGAAAAUAUAAUGUUGAAUUGUAUAAAAUUUUGUUAAGAAAACUUAAAAAAAAAAAUAAUUUUAAUUGGCUAAA